AUAGGCUCCACAACUUACUUUAUAACUGCCAGUCUCGCUGUCAGUAUAUGUGAAGAUGAAAAUCUUUUAACUGACCCACAGCUAAGUAACUAUUACCCAGACACUCCACUGGGGCUCCCCUCGCAGCAGGGCGGUGUAGUAUUCACAGAAUCGAUCAAUUAUCAGCAUAUUGUUCACUGAAUACCUUCAUGUUGAUAAUCUGAGGAUACCAACUGAGGAUCUCUCAGGACAUUUUGGAGAAACGUGUGUUAAAAUAUGGAGGGAGUGGCUAAUAAUCAGGUGUUUCAGCAUCUCCGCCCCUCCACAACCCCCCCCCCCCACACACACACACACACCGCCGCCGCUCUGACGUCACUGCCAGAAGCUGUCCCCAGCCGCGGUGGUGCUGAAGCUGAACAAGAUGGCUGUGUGUUGGGCAGCGGAGAGCUGAGAGAGGGCGGGGAGGCGAGAAGAGUCUCAAAUUUAGACAGACACGCCAUUAAAAAAACAAAAAAAGUGCAGAGGAUUGCGGCGCUGGCGUUCACUCGCGAAGUGUGAAGAUUUUUUUUUUUUCUUCUGUCAAGCGUAACGAACCCCUGCCAGGCCUCUCCUCUGCUGGCGACGGCAGGUUUCUCCAUCUCCAGCCCCAUCGAUUCACUCCCAGGCUGCAUAUUGCACAGAUUAGCUCAAUUUCGGAAGCUGGUCAAGAAGCUGGACCCUGUGCUAAAGCCGCAUAUAAGAAAUGUCAUUGCUGUGUGUUGGAGUGAAGAAAGCCAAGCUUGAUGGACCCCAAGAAAAAUUCAACACAUACGUGACCCUUAAAGUGCAGAAUGUUAAGAGCACAACCAUCGCCGUGCGUGGCAGUCAGCCAUGCUGGGAGCAGGAUUUCAUGUUCGAAAUAAACCGCCUGGAUCUGGGCCUGACAGUGGAGGUAUGGAAUAAAGGUCUGAUCUGGGACACCAUGGUGGGCACCUUAUGGAUCCCUCUGCGCAGUAUACGGCAGUCCAAUGAGGAGGGUCCAGGCCAGUGGCUGACCCUGGACUCCAAUGCGAUCAUGGCUGAGAACGAAAUCUGUGGAACGAAAGACCCGACCUUUCACCGGCUGCUGCUCGACACCCGAUUUGAAUUACCACUAGACAUUCCAGAGGAAGAGGCCAGAUACUGGGCCAAGAAACUUGAACAACUAAAUGCCAUGAGAGAUCAAGAUUAUGCUUAUCAAGAAGAACAGGAACGCCCACUCCAUGCUCCAUCCACACAGUGCUGUAAUUGGAGUCUGUGGGGAGAUCAGCAAAACGAGGAUCCAGACAGCGCCGUGGACGACAGGGACAGCGACUACCGCAGUGAGACCAGUAACAGCAUCCCGCCUCCCUUCUACACGACCUCCCAACCCAACGCUUCCAUGCACCAAUAUCCCAUGAGACACCAGCACUACAGACACUCGUACAACGACGAAAUCCAUGAGCUGGAUUACGACCACAGAGCCAUGAGACGCUAUGAUAGUUUAGACUCGGCCACCAACGGGCGCAGUGAUAUCGACUCAGGCUCAGGGUCGAGCCGGCGCACCAGUCGUCAGUAUUCUCUAGACAGUAGGCAUUCACUGUCCGAUAGUCCUACAGACAGUCGAUACGCUUCAUCAGGCGAGUUGAGUCGAGGCAGCUCUCAGCUCAGUGAGGAGUUUGUUCCCGAGGAUGGCGAGAGCUUGCGAGGUUCGGAGUUCUACGAUGAAAAUGACUCCUACCACUCCUGCCACUCCUCCGUCAGCUACGGCAAAGAGGAUUCCCCUGGCUGGGAUGGUGAGGACCCCCAAGGCGCUUACAGUGACGAAGGAGGCUACCUCAAAGAUGGAGGAGAAGAGGGGGCGCUGUAUGCUGAAGAGGAGGGUGACAUGUACGGCGAGGAUGGAGAGUACCGUUAUGAAGAUGAGGAGGAGAUGCCAUAUGAGGAAGAUGAAGAUAUGUAUCCACUUGACGGCACACUCAGCGAAGACCAGGAGCCGCCAUACACCCCUACACCCACAAGCACUGCCCCCACCCUCAUGCCACCCUCUGAUGGUGUGUCCUCCACCAGGCCACCACUGGAGAAGCAGACGUCGUUGCAUCAGCAACAGUCAGCCCCAGAUCAGCUCCAGCCCCCAAGCACAGCUCCCGGUCUGCCUCCAAUCACACAGGGGGACAAAAUGACCCCUUACGGUGCAGAAUCCAUCAAGCCUCCUUUUGCACCCGCCCAACCAACUCUGUCUACUACCACUACACCCACCCCCAAUACUACAUCACAGGUCCCAGCUCCAGAUACUGAGCCCCAGAAGCCUGAGUCAAAGUCUGAGGUGCUGCUGGAGGAACCUCAACCCCCUGAGCAGCCUCUCACAACAGAGAGCGUCCCUCCAGCUCCUGAAGAGAAAACAGAGGAGCCGCCUGUUCCAAGCUUCCCAAAGAGGGAAAUCAUGGAACCUGGUCCUGCCAGAGCCAAAGCCAACUGGCUUCGACUUUUCAGCAGAGUACGACUGCAGCUGCAAGAGGCCCGAGGAGAAAGUGUUGGCAUUGCCUCUCUGCUUUUAUCAGCAGGGAUGGGUGGCGCUCUGUACAGCAUUGACAGCAUGCCAGACCUCAGGAAGAGGAAAGCUAUGCCUCUGGUCAGAGAUCUGGCUAUGUCUUUGGUUCAGAACUCCAGGAAGGCAGGCAUCACCUCAGCCCUGACAUCCAGCACCCUGCAUAAUGAAGAACUGAAGAGUCAUGUCUACAAGAAGACCCUUCAGGCACUCAUUUACCCCAUCUCCUGCACCACCCCACACAAUUUCGAGGUGUGGACAGCCACCACGCCCACUUACUGCUACGAGUGCGAGGGACUGCUGUGGGGGAUCGCUCGCCAGGGCAUGCGUUGUACAGAGUGUGGAGUCAAAUGCCACGAGAAGUGUCAAGAUCUGCUCAAUGCUGAUUGUCUGCAAAGAGCAGCAGAGAAGAGCUCCAAACACGGUGCGGAGGACCGAACCCAGAACAUCAUCAUGGUUCUUAAAGACCGCAUGAAGAUCCGCGAGAGGAACAAGCCUGAGAUCUUUGAACUUAUUCAGGAGGUGUUCGGCGUCAUCAAGGCCACCCACGUCACCCAAAUGAAGCAGAUCAAGCAGAGCGUGCUCGAUGGCACCUCUAAAUGGUCAGCCAAGAUCAGCAUCACAGUGUUGUGUGCCCAGGGUCUACAAGCAAAGGAUAAAACCGGUUCCAGUGAUCCUUAUGUCACCGUCCAGGUGGGAAAGACCAAAAAGAGGACCAAGACAAUCUAUGGCAACCUCAACCCUGUCUGGGAGGAGACGUUUAACUUUGAAUGUCACAACUCCUCGGACCGCAUCAAGGUGCGUGUGUGGGACGAGGACGACGACAUUAAGUCUCGUGUGAAGCAGAAGUUCAAGCGGGAAUCCGAUGACUUCCUCGGGCAAACUAUCAUCGAGGUCCGCACUCUGAGCGGAGAGAUGGACGUCUGGUACAAUCUGGACAAGCGCACAGACAAAUCAGCUGUGUCUGGAGCUAUCCGCAUGCACAUUAAUGUGGAGAUCAAGGGAGAGGAGACAGUCGCCCCCUAUCAUGUUCAGUACACCUGUUUGCAUGAAAACCUGUUCCACUAUGUGACAGAUAUCCAGAACAACGGUGUGGUGAAGAUCCCUGAUGCCAAAGGCGAUGAUGCCUGGAAGGUCUACUUUGAGGAGACUCCCCAGGAGAUUGUAGAUGAGUUUGCUAUGCGUUAUGGAGUGGAGUCCAUCUAUCAGGCCAUGACUCACUUUGCCUGCCUGUCAUCUAAGUACAUGUGCCCAGGUGUGCCAGCAGUGAUGAGUACCCUACUAGCUAACAUCAAUGCCUACUACGCUCACACCACUCAGGCAACAAAUAACGUCUCUGCCUCUGACCGCUUUGCUGCUUCUAACUUUGGCAAAGAGCGGUUUGUCAAACUUCUGGACCAGCUUCACAACUCUCUGAGGAUUGACCUUUCCAUGUACAGAAACAACUUCCCUGCCAGCAGUCCCGAGAGGCUGCAAGACCUCAAGUCCACAGUGGACCUCCUCACAAGUAUCACCUUCUUCAGAAUGAAGGUCCAAGAGCUUCAGUCUCCACCCAGAGCCAGUCAGGUAGUGAAGGACUGUGUCAAAGCCUGUCUCAACUCCACCUACGAGUACAUCUUUAAUAACUGUCAUGAGCUGUACAGCCGCGAGUAUCAGACAGACCCGGCUAAACAGGGUGCUGUGCCUCCGGAGGAGCAGGGACCCAGCAUCAAGAAUCUGGAUUUUUGGUCUAAACUCAUCACACUUAUUGUCUCAAUUAUCGAGGAGGACAAGAACUCCUACACUCCCUGCCUAAACCAAUUUCCCCAGGAGCUCAACGUGGGUAAAAUCAGUGCUGAAGUGAUGUGGAACUUGUUUGCUCAGGAUAUGAAGUAUGCAAUGGAGGAACAUGAAAAAAAUCGCUUGUGCAAGAGCGCAGAUUACAUGAACCUGCACUUCAAGGUCAAGUGGCUGUACAACGAAUACUGCAAAGACCUGCCCUUCUUCAAGAGCAGAGUGCCAGAAUAUCCUGCGUGGUUUGAGCCAUUUGUCAUUCAGUGGCUGGACGAAAAUGAGGAAGUGUCUCGGGACUUUCUGCACGGUGCUUUGGAGAGAGACAAAAAAGAUGGGUUCCAGGUAACAUCAGAACAUGCUCUGUUCUCCUGUUCGGUGGUGGACGUGUUUUCCCAACUCAACCAGAGCUUUGAGAUCAUCAGGAAGCUAGAGUGUCCAGAUCCACAGAUUGUAGGACAUUACAUGAAGAGAUUUGCUAAGACGAUCAGCAAUGUACUUCUGUCCUAUGCUGAUAUCAUCUCCAAGUUGUUUGCCAACUAUGUCACCAUGGAGAAAGUGCCCUGCAUCCUGAUCAACAACAUCCAACAGCUGAGAGUUCAGCUGGAGAAGAUGUUUGAAGCCAUGGGUGGAAAAGAUCUGUGUGUGGAGGCCAGCGAUAUCCUGAAAGACUUGCAGGUUAAGCUCAACAAUGUCAUGGAUGACCUCAGCAGGGUCUUUUCUGUCAGUUUCCAGCCUCACAUAGAGGAGAAUGUGAAGCAGAUGGGAGACAUUUUGGCUCAGGUGAAGGGAACCUCAAAUGUGGGAAAUGCCAGCAGCGUGGCCCAGGAUGCUGACAAUGUCCUGCAGCCCAUUAUGGAAUUCCUGGACAGCAACCUGACUUUGUUUGCUAAGAUCUGUGAGAAGACGGUGCUGAAACGUGUGUUGAAGGAGCUGUGGAAGCUAGUGAUGAACACUAUGGAGAAGACCAUCGUUUUGCCGCCGCUCACAGACCAAACGAUGAUUGGGAGACUGAAGAGUGCUUCUCACAGUGAUGGCACUCAGCUCAUCUUUAAUGCUGCCAAGGAGCUGGGACAGCUGUCCAAGCUGAAGGAGCACAUGGUUCGUGAGGAGGCCAAAGCGCUCACACCUAAGCAGUGUGCUGUGAUAGAGCUGGCCCUGGACACCAUCAAGCAAUAUUUCCAUGCUGGUGGUGUGGGUCUGAAGAAGACUUUCCUGGAGAAGAGUCCUGACCUCCAGUCUCUGCACUAUGCUCUGUCCCUGUACACGCAAGCGACAGACAAACUCAUUAAGACCUUUGUCCAGUCACAGAACGCUCAAGUGUUCGGCGGGAAGGGGGUGAGGUUCACCACUAGUGAGGAUGUUUACCCAGAGAAGGGUAUGUGGCACUCAGGCUCAGGACCUGAGACACCCAGGACCACCAAAAAGCCUCCAGACCAAAGCCCAACUCCCUCCACCCUCCACUUCCCCAUGUGCAUCCUGAAACUCCCCUGCCUGCUCAAACUCAUCCCAACAGACAAAUGCAAUGCACUGAUUGAACAUACUUCCUCUCUUUUUCUCUCUAUCUUUGCAUUUUUGCACACACUUACUGUACAUGCCCACCACAACGAUAAGAGCAUAGACUUUAUGCAUUCAUGCAUGUAAUGUACACACUGAUGUCUGUAUAUAUGGAACAGUGCUGAAUACAUACGCAAUGGACAGUAUGUAUGAGCAGACACUAAAGCAUGAUGUGCUGACAUCAUACAAAAAAAAAGAAUAGAAAUGCAUUAAAGUGUGGAGGAGUCCUGAUCCAGCAUGAUGUCACCGAGAGAAGCCCGGGGGUUGUGUGUGUGUGUGUGUGUGUGUGCGUGUGUGUGCACGUGGAUGAGAGGCUGAGCAGAGCCAAUGUGACUGACUGAGACUAUCCUAAAGGUUGUUGAAGCAUAAGCAUCAGUAUAUCAGAUUAUUGUCUGUCUCCAGCAAGGAAAAGAGAGAGGAAAUCCUUUUCCCCAACGUUGCCACCCCUCCCGCUGUGUUUGAAACGAAAGGUGCUGAUGAAGAGGACCAGGAUUAUUCUGAAGAUGAUGGUGGCUGGUUGGCUCAGUUUGUCCGUGAGGGCUCCACGUCCUUGUCUGCACUGUCAACACACACAAACACAGACAAGGAUGGACACAUACAAAAACUCACACAUUCUCGCGCGCUCCCACGUGCAGCGCAGCCCUCCCUACAGCAGUGACGAGAAAAGGGUGCUCAGCUCAUCUCCCCUCCACAGACUGAGCCAAUCAGAAACAGUCCCUCCAGGUCAGGUGGUCUGAUUUCUGUCACUUUAGAUUAGUAUCAGAGGAUUUGACUCUUACUAACAAAUACGCAGGAUGAUGCAUUCAGCGUCUGAGCGUUGACUUAGUUAAAAAGUCUUCAUUUGAUGGUGCACAAACUCGAGCACACUGGCAGUCUCUCAGACAGCCAUGGUGUGUACCACAGUUAAGGUUCCAGUAGGACACUUAUAUUGCAUACCAAGUUGUGUUGUUUUCCUAUGGACAAGAGUAUGGAAACAAAGAAUGACCAUAAUAGUUAGAACUUUUAGGAAUUAGGAUUGUUAACCCCCACUGAAAACAUCAUGUAGAAAUUUAAAAAACACUGAAUGGAUAACAAUGAAAUAUUUUACUUCGGCUUAAAUCUGUGUGGUCCGAGUAGUUCUCUUUGACAUUUCCAGCAUGUCAUUUCAAGUUCAUUUCAAGCAAAAACACAAACACAAAGAAAAUUCAGCUGCCCAAGGCUUUCAGUCACCUGUGUGAGCUUUGCUGCCUUGGCUCACAUGACUGACAGAAUGUAACCCGAUAGGACAGAAAUUUCACAAUUAGGUAUUCGGUUGCAUACGAAAUAAAUUCAAAUUAUUAUGGUCUUUCUUUGCUCCUGUGGUGGAGUCCUAUUUAGAAAACCAAGUAGUGUGUCUGUAGUAGUCCAGCCAGCUGCUGGAUGUCCUUGACUGUAACAAGGAUGCAAAUUAACUUCCUGCCAAGCAGAUUUCACUUCAUAGUUUUUGAUGAUUGGAACAGAAUUACGGAUUUAAACUCAGUGGAAUUUAUUCUUAUGACUUUUCUACCACUGUUGAUAAAUGACAACCGUCAUGCUUACACACUGCAGGCUACAAGCUGCAUUAUUUGUAACUGAAAUAACUGAGGCUCACUUUCGAAUAUGCCGUGAGCUUGGGUGAUGCUUUGGCAAACUCACAGUACAAAUUUGAGAUUUAAUGUCUAUUCUGGUGAAUAUGGUACUACAUUUGCACCUCUAAUUGCAGUGUUUAAUGGAAAAAAAAGCCUGCAUCUUCUUGGCAAUUUCUUCCUGCCACCCAGCCAGAAAAGUUUCUUUCUUAUCUUUUAUGGACGUCCUCCACAGAGUAGACAAGGCCAGAUGGAUGACUGCUGCUCUCUUUGGUCCUGUUGGCAGCGAGACCAACAAUCUCAUAAUGCUGCCUAGAGAGAUGCAGAGAGCAGCAUGCCAGGAACACUCUGCUGUCUAACUCCCACAGACACCUAGUUUUAGUGGGCGGCUGGUUGAAAACACACACACACACACACACACACACACACACACACAAGCUGCUGGUCAUCGCCACAAAGAUACAGUCGGCAGAGUGAAGACACUAAUUAAAACAUUGAAAAUUAAUGUCCAUCUGUCACUAUAUCCUUCUGCAGUUGGAUGUUGAGCCCAACCUCUUCUUCACAUAUAGCACAAAACCACAUAGAAAAAGACAAAGACAGAAAGAUUUGCCCACCAUCUCCAUCCAUAGACAAAAGACACUGGAGUCUGAGUGGAGUCAUAGUUUAAAGUACAGAGCUGAGGACCCCAGGCCCCAAACUUAGGCCCAAGCCCACAGCUGAGUUAUCUUGAAUGACAUGCUGGACCACCUCAAAACAAUGUGAUAUUUGCAGUUUAAAUGCAAUAAAACAUUUGACUUCAACCACUUGCAAACUUAAUUACAUUCAUUAGAAUAUUGGAAUUAUAU
This is a messenger RNA of Scatophagus argus, 8279 nucleotides long. RefSeq names its product unc-13 homolog A (C. elegans) (gene unc13a). NCBI's taxonomy places the organism in Eukaryota, Metazoa, Chordata, Actinopteri, Scatophagidae. The transcript has 42 exons. Gene Ontology annotation, biological process: neuromuscular junction development; synaptic vesicle priming; synaptic transmission, glutamatergic. Gene Ontology annotation, molecular function: syntaxin-1 binding; calmodulin binding; calcium ion binding. The record is from RefSeq and is a predicted model, not a curated record. Bases 722 to 5938 code for a protein of 1738 amino acids. Gene Ontology annotation, cellular component: terminal bouton; plasma membrane; presynaptic active zone cytoplasmic component.